Molecule: messenger RNA, 2830 nt
Organism: Rhododendron vialii
Lineage: Eukaryota; Viridiplantae; Streptophyta; Magnoliopsida; Ericales; Ericaceae
Product: homeobox-leucine zipper protein ROC2-like
Exons: 10
Coding region: 755-2521 (588 amino acids)
Molecular function (GO): lipid binding
Source: RefSeq, a predicted model, not a curated record
ACAUGCACGACUGUUUAUCCACAUCACUCUAUUCUUGAUGCAAUCUGCCCAGUAAUCGAACUUCGUUUCUUACUAUUAAUCGCACAGGAGUGUUGCAUUUGAUGUUUUAUCGAGUUCUACAAUUGAAAUUCUGAAUGUUAUGUUUCAAGAAAAACUGCAUCCGUACACUGUAGUUUUAUUGAAUUUUGAUUUUAGGGCCCGAUGACUUCCAUUCAAGAACAGUAUCGCUUAUGUGUUCACGGACUUUGGCGGUUGUUGGAUAUUGUAAGCGAUCGGUUUAUUUUCUCGAAACCUGAUUGUAUCGUCAUAUCAUUGUUCUAGAGUUUAAAACCUCAGGCACGUGAUUUUCUGUGGUCCUGGGGUGUGGCCGAGACGUUGUAGUUAAAGUAUAGAAAUAUUUUGUUUGUUUUUCAAUUGCCGACGAUCAGAACUUGUACGAUUACGGUGACAGUCAUUGUGGUUAUAAAUAUUAAUUGUGUUGUAAAGAUAAAUUUCUUUGGUAUUUCUCAGUUUCUCGCCACUAAAGAAUCGUCUCCUGUCAGGAUUUUCCGGUCUCUGAUGAAUUUCAAUUUACGAAUAUGCAAUUGAUAUUUUGUUAAUUAUGUUGCAAGAACAUUAUAUUGAGGCAUGCGACUGUACAUUACACAGUGAGGGUUGUCUUGUGCUGCUUUAUAAUAGAGUAGAGAAAGAAAGUUCUCCAUCAGUGUUUUUGUGUUGAAGGGCUUUGUCGGAAGAAGAGUACAGGCAUCAACUAAUGGAUGGAAAUAGGCGUAAGGAAGAAAACAGGGAACUCAUGGCGGAACGUAUUAGACUUCACAUCGCGAAUUCUGAACCAUCUUAUGGGGGAACUUCCACAGACCCUAAAGCUGAUGAUGCAAUGGAAAAUGAAGAGGGUGAGCAAGCACCCGCUGCUGGUGACGACCUGGAUAACUCUGAGACUUGUGUUAGUUUUCCAGAUAAUAGUGCACAGUCAGAGCAGUCAUCGCAAGAACCCACUGCAGGUGAUGACCUGGAUAACUAUGAGAAUAGUUUGAGCUGUGCAGAUAAUAGUGGACAGUCAGAGAAGUCAUCUGACUCUGAAGAUAUCCCAGAUAACAUUGAGGAAAAUGACACCUUCUACUUGGAAUUGCAAGAAGUAAAUAAUAUCUCCAAGGCAGCUUACAAGGAACUCAUGACAUUGGCUGUUGAAGCAAAAACUUGGGUUGUAGCUACCCCUGCAUUGGGUUCACUUGAAGAAUUCCUUCAAAUGUUUCGAAGUCCACCCCCGCCAGGAAAGAGAGUUGAACAUUCCAUUCAGAGUGCAAGUGUUCCAACUGACCCGGAACUUCUGGUUUCUAUAAUGAUGGAUGUGGAUAGAUGGGCUUCGUCCUUUUCCCACAUUGUCUCUCGUGAAUCCGUCCAUGAUCCACCUGAUGUGUUGCUAAAACUGACAAAGUAUGAGGAAGCAAUCAAAUCCAUACUGCUGGUGGACGCGGAGUUCCAGUUACCAACUCCACUGGUUCAAUCAAGAAAAUUCUGUCUCUUCAGAUGUCUCAGGAAGAUCCUACCUGAUGUAUGGGCCAUUGUUGACAUAUCAAGAGAUUAUUUCCCAGGUGCAGUUGUUUCUGGAUUGGAAAACAUAUUCCGGAAGAGGCCAUCAGGACUAUUAGUCAGGAGGAAUGGAAACUAUUCACAGGUUAUUUGGAUUGAGAAUGUGGAAAUUCCUGAAGUUCAGUCAAAAGAUGGCAUCUACCUUGGGUUGAUCAAUUCAAAUUUAGCAUUCUCUGCAAAGCGCUGGGUUGAUGCAUUGAUAUGGAAAAUAAAACGAGAUUUUAGCAGCUUCUCUCAAGUGAAGAUGAAAGUGAACCAAAGAGCUGCCACUCACCUGCUGAAUUUAACUGAAACCAUGAGGAAGGUUUACUUAGACAUUGUCAGUGAAACCCCUGAUGAAGAAAAAUGGGUUACUUUGUCCAACAAGGAUGUAAGAAUUUUGAGGAACUCCGAUGAUCAUGCUGACUCGGGCGUAAAGAAUUACAUAGCUGUGACGAGCUUUCGGCUUCAGACAAAACCCAUCUCACUUACUGAUUUUCUGGUAAAGAAGAAUAUGGAUAUACAGUGGCCUACAUUACUAAACGUGGAGGAGCCAGAAGAAGUGAUCAGGUUUUCCUCGGAGAGUAACUGCAUUACUCUACAUAAGAAAGUAGUUUUCCUAGCCGAGACCACACAGGAUCUUGAAUAUCUGUUACAAGAGAAUUCAAUGGAUGGAUUUUGUUUCUUCGUUACUUCAACACCAAUUAGCAAAAUAGAUGUCGACAUUGCUCUCUUGGUCGGUAGUUCGGGACUUGUUCCGGUGCAGCCUUCAGGAUUUGCAAUAAUGCCUGAUGGUUUCCAUUCUAAUGCUUCCUUAGUGACAGUUGCCAUCCAACAACAACUUAACGUUCUGGACACUGAUCAAGCAAUUCUUAUAAUGUGUGAUCUUGUUAACACCAUCGUUAAAGAGAUAUCUGAAGAAGCUAGCAAAUUAAGCAACACACCAAGCUGAACUUUGUUCUUUGACUGAUUUGAGAAAAUGAAGACGGUUCUUGUACAUUCCAAGCUGCUUUCUAUAUCCACAUGACUCGAAAGUUGAAACUCGUCCUUUUUCUGCAGCAUAUGAUGUCAAUACAGUAGUCAUUCUUGGUAUAUAAAAUACAGGUGGAUAGUGAAGCUGCAUUUGACUUCUGUAGGUGUCAAACACUCAAACUUGCUUUCAGAUAUAUAGCAGAUAUGUACGGGUAAUAAGAAAGAAGCAGCUUUUGAACUGAUAUCCUGUGAUUCCAUGAUAUUUUUUUAUUUUUGAAACCUGAAUCCA